CUUGUGGCUAUUUCAUCUCCUCACUCCUUUUCAUGGACUUUUAAUGUUGGGCAGACCCUUGGAUGUCAUCUGGUACAUGUCCCACCCUCCCUGUGCAGGGUGGAUGUGGGGUGGCUCCGGGGUGGGGAGGACCAGGGUGGGGGUGUGGCCUUGACCAGCUUUCCCUCAAUCACAGGGGAAGAGGCUGCUGGGGGUGACAGGCUCAUUCAUGAGCGGGACCUGGCCUGGCUGCAGCAGGCAGACUUGGUUGUGGCAGAAGUGACCCAGCCAUCCUUGGGUGUAGGCUAUGAGCUGGGCCGGGCCGUGGCUCUCAAUAAGCGAAUCUUGUGCCUGUUCCGCCCGCAGUCUGGUCGAGUGCUUUCAGCCAUGAUCCGGGGAGCAGCAGAUGGCUCGCGGUUCCAGGUGUGGGACUACGAAGAGGGAGAGGUGGAGGCCAUGCUGGAUCGAUACUUUGCAGCUGAUCCUCAUGAGCAGGUGGCUUCCUCCCCGGACCCAACUAUUUGACUUAACCCCACUUGAUUAUAUUCUUCUGAUCCCAGACUCUGCUCCAAUACCAUUCCUGCCUAAAAGCCCCGGUACCAAAUUAAAAGGUAUGAUUACGAUUCUAA
This is a messenger RNA of Miniopterus natalensis, 608 nucleotides long. The record is from RefSeq and is a predicted model, not a curated record. Lineage: Eukaryota; Metazoa; Chordata; Mammalia; Chiroptera; Miniopteridae.